Molecule: messenger RNA, 2520 nt
Organism: Parascedosporium putredinis
Lineage: Eukaryota; Fungi; Ascomycota; Sordariomycetes; Microascales; Microascaceae
Source: the annotation of a GenBank genome assembly
AUGAAGCUCUGCGUACUAGGAAAGGAGCCCUUGGACCUCUUGGAGAAGUGGGUCGUUGAACUGUUUACGCCCGUACCGAACAAGAAUCUCCCCAUCAACCGAUGGGAUGACGAGGCUCCUUUGCGCCCUAGCGAGCUCGGCAUGCUGUGUUUCGCGAAGCCUGUCAUGGAUUCAAGGGAACUCAACCUCUACUUCCCAUUCCUCGACGAAGAAGAGCUGUACAUGAGCCAACCGAGUCGGUACGUUGGGCACCUCAUCGGUCACGAGGGGCCCGGCAGCAUCAUGUCGUAUAUCAAGGCCAAGGGCUGGGCCAACGGCCUUAGCGCAGGAACCUAUCCCGUGUGCCCCGGGACACCUGGUAUCUUUGACUGCCAGAUCAGAUUAACAGAAGAGGGUCUCAAAAACUACAAGGAGGUCGUCAAGGUAUUUUUCCAGUACGUCUCUCUUCUAAGGGAAGCGUCCCCGCAACAGUGGAUCUUUGACGAGCAGAAGGGAAUCGCCGAGGUGGGCUUCAAGUUUAAGCAAAAGAGUCCCGCGAGUAGGUUCACGAUGAAGACUAGCUCCUUGAUGCAGAAACCCAUUCCUCGUGAAUGGCUCCUGAGCGGCUUCAGUCGACUCCGCCAAUUCGAUCCCGCGCUCAUCCAAAAGACUAUCGACAGCCUCCGAACUGACAACUUCCGCAUGACAAUCAUCUCGCAGCGCUUCCCAGGGGAUUGGGACCAGAAGGAGAAGUGGUACGGAACCGAAUACAAGGUCGGAAAGAUUCCCGAGGAUUUUAUGCGCGAGCUCCGUGAGGCCGAGGCGAGCAGCGCGAGCAACCGUCUCACUGCUCUUCACCUGCCGCACAAGAAUAAUUUUAUCCCGACCAAGCUAGAUGUAGAGAAGAAGGAUGUCAAGGAGCCCGCCACCGCACCCGCCGUUGUGCGAAACGAUGAUCUGGUUCGCACAUGGUGGAAGAAGGACGAUACCUUUUGGGUACCGAGGGCCAAUCUCAUCAUCAGUUGCAAGAAUCCCGUGCUAUUCGCCUCUGUCGAAAAUACUGUCAAAACGAGACUAUACGCCGACCUUGUUCGAGACGCGCUCGAAGAGUUUUCGUACGACGCCGAGCUCGCUGGACUGGACUAUAAUGUGGGCUUGGAUUCUAGGGGUCUGUGUUUUGAUCUGAGUGGCUACAAUGAUAAGCUUCCCGUGUUGCUAGAGCAAGUGCUGAAGACGGUACGAGAUCUCGAAAUCAAGGACGACAGGUUCGACAUUAUCAAGGAGCGUCUAAAGCGUGGUUACAACAACUGGGAGCUGCAAUCCUCGUACCACCAGAUCGGUGACUAUCUUUACUGGCUCAACUCGGAAAAUGGCUUCAUCAUUGAAGAAUAUGCGACCGAACUUCCCAACAUCACGUCCGAGGCCCUGAGAUUCUUCAAGCCUCAGCUACUAGGUCAGAUGCAUAUCGAAGUCUACGUCCACGGGAAUAUGUACAAGGAGGAUGCCCUACAGUUGACGGAUAUGGUGCAAUCCAUUCUCCAGCCGCGCCUGCUUCCCCGCACGCAGUGGCCCACGCUCAAAGAUCCCGCCAAUGUCAACCACUGCAUUGAGUACUGGCUCUACACGGGUGACCGUGGUGACCCUCUCACUCGGGCUCGAACGCUGUUCCUAGAGCAGGUGAUGCACGAGCCCGCUUUCGACCAGCUGAGGACGAAGGAGCAGCUGGGAUAUAUCGUGUUCUGCGGUGCUCGCGUUUUUGCGACUACGUACGGCUUCAGGUGGCUCGUCCAGAGCGAGCGCACGCCGCAGUACCUCGAGGCCCGCGUAGAGGCUUUUAUCAACUCGUUUGGUGAAAUCUUGGAUAAGAUGAGUGAUGCCGACUUUGAAAAUCACAAGCGUAGUCUCGUGGUUAGGCUCCUCAAGAAAUUGGAGAACUUGGAUUCCGAGAGCAGCAGGCACUGGAAUCAAAUUUCGGCAGAAUACUACAACUUUGGAGCUGCGCAAGAAAACGCCGAGCAUGUCAAGGCAUUGACCAAGGAGGAAGUCGUAGAGUACUACAAGAAGUAUAUCGACGUCGCCUCGCCCACGCGCGCCAAGCUCAUUGUCCAGCUCUUUGCUCAGGGCAAUGCCAAGUCCAAGGCGAAGAUUGAUGCUCUCAUCAAUACCAACCUCUCGGGCGAAACUGCCGAGACCAAGGAAGCUGUGCGGUCCGCCAUUAUGCAACCCGAGUUGAGGGGUGAUGCUGCGGCGCUACGCAAGUACCUUGGGUCGGAUCUCAAGCUCGCGGAGGACAAGAUUGAGGCGAUCCUUGCCGUCGCGGGUGACCCUGCAACGGAGCCCAAGGAGACGGAGGAAGGUGAGGCUGUCCAUGGCGAGGAGAAGGAGGGCGACCUCACGAGUAACGGUACGGAAAAUGCCGCGAAGCAACAACCAACUCUUAUCACGGACGUGCGGGCAUUCAAGGCGUCGUUAGUGGCGAGUGCGGGCGCGCGGCCGGCGAGAGAUAUUACCGAGUAUGAGGAGAUGAACGGAAAGCUAUGA